CUCUCACUUCACACAAUUCAAACUCAAAAAUCCCCCAAAUUUCUAACUGAUUUUCUCUUUAAUUUCUGAAAUCUUCCCUUCGAUGGCACCAAAGGCAGAUAAGAAGCCAGUGGCUGAGAAGGCUCCUUCCGCCGUCGCUGAGAAAUCAAAGGCCGGCAAGAAGCUACCCAAGGACGGCGGUGCUGCUGCUGCCGGAGACAAGAAGAAGAAAAGGAUGAAGAAGUCGAUCGAGACUUACAAGAUCUACAUUUUCAAGGUGCUGAAGCAGGUUCAUCCAGACAUAGGGAUUUCAAGCAAAGCUAUGGGUAUCAUGAACAGCUUCAUCAAUGAUAUCUUCGAGAAGCUUGCUCAGGAAUCUUCUAGGCUUGCUAGGUACAACAAAAAACCCACCAUCACUUCCCGGGAGAUUCAAACUGCUGUCCGAUUGGUCCUUCCCGGUGAAUUGGCUAAGCAUGCUGUCUCUGAGGGUACUAAGGCGGUUACCAAAUUCACUAGCUCUUAGAUAUUUGUUAGUUAUAUAUUGAUUUUUCUGUUGGGUUUAUGAUUUUAAUUAGCGUUUUGGUGUUAUGUAAAGAACAGAAAAAUUGAUUAUAAAAUAGAUUUGAUGAAAUUGACGCUA
Molecule: messenger RNA, 619 nt
Organism: Solanum dulcamara
Lineage: Eukaryota; Viridiplantae; Streptophyta; Magnoliopsida; Solanales; Solanaceae
Product: histone H2B-like
Exons: 1
Coding region: 83-502 (139 amino acids)
Biological process (GO): nucleosome assembly
Cellular component (GO): nucleosome
Molecular function (GO): structural constituent of chromatin; DNA binding; protein heterodimerization activity
Source: RefSeq, a predicted model, not a curated record